UAGCACAAACUGACUGCAAAGUAUAACUCCUGCCCACUCAUCUACCUUUCCGCCUCACUCCUCUCACAAAUCCUUUCCCACUUUUCUCUGUUCCUGCUCAUACAUCGCCUAGAUCUCUCCGCGCGUUCCCCCAUCCGUAAUCCGAAGCAGUCACGAGCUCGCGUCUGGGAGAUCCAGCGCCUCAACCAAGGUUUUAAUAGGUCCAACAGUUCUACCAGAAUGAUGGUUUUGGAUGAUUGCAGAGGUGAAGCUUGCCAAAUGUAGAUUUGGAAGUCCUGUCAUUGUUACGUAUACACCUCGAUCAUGGCACCACGCAAUAGACCUUCGUCUAAAAGGCCUCUCUGGAUUGUCGUCUUGAUUGCUUUUGUCUGUGCAAUAGUCACUGGAGCUUAUCUCUACAAACCCCAACAGUACACGUCUUGUUACUUGUCAAAUUCCUGCAGUUCCCAGCCUCCCCCAGAACCCGUGAGAGUGUACACUGAUGAUGAGAUAGCUGCUCGUGUUGUCAUAAGAGACAUUGUUCGGUCACAGCCUGUCCGGUCAAAGAAUCCGAAAAUUGCUUUCAUGUUCUUGACGCCCAGUUCAUUGCCUUUUGAGAAGCUUUGGGAAAAGUUCUUCACGGGACAUGAAGGCAGAUACACAAUAUACGUACAUGCUUCAAGAGAAAGGACUGUUCAUGCCAGUCCAUUAUUUGCUGGCAGGGAUAUUCGGAGUGAAAAGGUGGUCUGGGGUACAGUUUCUAUGAUUGAUGCAGAGAGGAGGCUCUUGGCAAAUGCACUGCAAGAUGCUGAUAACCAGCAUUUUGUCUUGGUCUCUGAGAGCUGUGUACCACUGCAUAACUUCGAUUAUGUGUAUAGUUAUCUCAUGGAGACAAACAUCAGCUUUGUUGACUCUUUCGACGAUCCUGGUCCACAUGGAGCAGGUAGAUACUCUGAUUAUAUGCUACCUGAAAUCGUCAAGAGAGAUUGGAGAAAAGGUGCACAGUGGUUCACUGUGAAACGGCAGCAUGCAGUCCUUAUUCUUGCUGACACCCUUUACUAUGGGAAGUUCAAACGCUACUGUAAGCCAGGAAAUGAAUGGCACAACUGCUAUUCUGACGAGCACUAUUUGCCAACCCUGUUUAACAUGGUUGAUCCAACUGGAAUUGCCAACUGGUCAGUGUCACAUGUCGAUUGGUCAGAAGGAAAAUGGCAUCCUAAAGUUUAUAGGGCUGUUGACACGAGCUUUGAGCUGCUUAAGAGUAUAGCGUCCAUUGACGAGAGCGUUCAUGUGAACAGCAAUGCAAAGCAUCAAGCACAGAGAAGGCCGUGCGUGUGGAACGGCAUGAAGAGGCCCUGCUACCUAUUCGCACGGAAGUUCUACCCUGAGGCGCUUGACACCCUGAUGAACAUUUUCUCGAACUUCACCGUCAUCUGAUCCCAGGACAGACGAGGCAUUUGAGGAUUCUUCCUUCACCGUGGGGUUUGCUGCCCUCCAUGGUGCUACAGUACAGGCGUAAUUGUAUUGUAACUGUUGUUAGAAUCCCGCCAUAUCGAUGUUUAGGUGUUAUUCUUUAGGUCUUGAAACGGCAAUUUUUGCUGGUGUGAACAGCAGCAAUUUCGUGCACACAGAGAAUGCAGCUGCAAAGCUGGUGAUC
Messenger RNA from Lolium perenne, 1636 nucleotides. RefSeq names its product glycosyltransferase BC10. Lineage: Eukaryota; Viridiplantae; Streptophyta; Magnoliopsida; Poales; Poaceae. The record is from RefSeq and is a predicted model, not a curated record. Gene Ontology annotation, cellular component: membrane. Gene Ontology annotation, molecular function: glycosyltransferase activity.